UAAACACAAGAAGAACUCACAGUUUGAGCACUCAGUGCGAGCUGUUCGUGUUGUUUGUGUUUAUAUUUUCAUCAUGAGAGAGCUGAAGAAAGAGGUGACGUCACUGAAGACAGAGCUGAUGGAGAGAGAGGACAGGUUACAGGAGCUGGAAAAGGUUUCCUGUCAAUCUUCAGUGUGUGUGACUGAUGGGACCUCCACAGAAUGUCAGGAUUCAGUGUGGAGCGGCAGAGAUCAGUCCACACCACAGCGACUGCUGGACAAACUCUCUGAACAGAGAUCCAGAGACACACAGGACUCACAGCUCACUUUACUCUGUUCUACUGAUGGUAAUCAGGGUGAUCAAUCCUCCAUAAAGUCUCUGACUUCUGUCUGUAACACUGGAGAACAGCAGAUGCUGCAGAUACCAGUGAAGAUGUGUUCAGUGAAGCUGCUGGACUGCAGGAAUCAGAUGAAGAUGAGAGGAGAAAUCAAAGUAGAGGAACAACAGAGUGAUGAAGAUGAUGAUGAUGAUCAAACCUCCACAGAGUCUCUGACUUCUGUCUGUAAUGCUGGAGAACAGCAGAUGCUGCAGACACCAGUGAAAAUUGAAGUGAAGCUGGAGGAGAUAAAAGAAGAACACAGUGAUGAAGAUGAUUUUAUUCCUUCAGAGUCUCUGAUUUCUGUCUGUAACACUGGAGAACAGCAGAUGCUGCAGAUACCAGUGAAGAUUGAAGUGAAACUGGAGGAUAUAAAAGAAGAAAACACAGAAGAGGAACCACAGAGAGAUGAAGAUGAUGAUGAUUUUUUUCCUUCAGAGCUGAUGAAGGGGAUAAAGGAACGUCGAGAACUGAAAAAGCUGAAUAAAGAGGAGGAGAAACAUCAGUAUCAGAAACAUCAUGAUUUCAGAACUGGAGAAAAAUCUUUGAGUGGCUCGAAGACUAAAAAUAAUUUCUCACCAAAAAAGCAUCAACGAAGAACAGCCAAAGUUCCUAUCACCUGCUCUCAGUGUGGAAAGAGUUUCAUACAUAAAAGCAAGCUUAUCAUGCACAUGAGAGUUCACACAGGAGAGAGACCUUACACGUGCCAUCUGUGUGGGAAAAGUUUUCUUUAUAAAGAACAGCUUUAUGUACACAUGAAAAUUCACACAGGAGAGAGACCUUACAUGUGCCAUCAGUGUGGGAAAAGUUUCGUAUUUGCUUGGCAACUCAAAAAUCAUCUACUUGGUCACUCUGGAGAAAGACCAUUUAAAUGUGAUAAGUGUGGUAAAACGUUUGUUGUGGCACAGUAUCUGAAAAAUCAUCUGAAAAUACACACAAAUAAGAAGAUUUACAAGUGUACUUUUUGUGGAAAGAGUUAUUUACACCAGUCCUAUUUUAAAAAGCACCAGAAAAUUCAUACCGGUGUGAGGGCUCAUGUGUGCUUUGAAUGUGGAAAGACCUUUUUGACAGCUGGCACCUUGAAACAACACCAAAUAAUUCAUACUGGAGAAAAACCAUACAAGUGCUCAUACUGUGGAAAGAGUUUCGCUCUGUCACAAAACCUGAAAACACACGAGAGAAUUCAUACUGGAGAAAAACCUUUCAAGUGCUCACACUGUGGAAAGAGUUUCAUUCAGUCACAAGACCUGAAAAAACAUGGGAGAAUUCAUACUGGAGAAAAACCUUACAAGUGCUCACACUGUGGAAAGAGUUUCACUUGGUUACAUUGCAUGAAAACACACAAGCGAAUCCAUACUGGAGAAAAACCUUACAAGUGCUCACACUGUGGAAAGUGUUUCACUCAGUCAGAAACCUUGAAAAAACAUGUGAGAAUCCACACUGGAGAGAAAUCAUACCACUGUUCUUAAGGAAAAAAAUUUCAGCACAGCAAAUGAUCUACACGGACAUGUAAAAAAUAAUUGCCCAAGUAGUCACAAUGAACAAAAAUUAUUUCAGGGGCCGUAUUCACAAAAAAUCUUAAAGCUAAAUGUAGCUCAUAAUGCAGAAAUUUAGCACAGGUUUUGUAUUUCUUUUUUGAGCUUAUUGAUCGAAGGCCUCAUUGACCUGAGCUUACUGACCUCCAUUUUUGAGUGAAAAAAGCAUUAUUUGUGCAUAAUUUUGGCAAUAUUAAAUAAAAUAUGAAAACAUUCUA
Messenger RNA from Myxocyprinus asiaticus (Chinese sucker), 2109 nucleotides. RefSeq names its product zinc finger protein ZFP2-like. Gene Ontology annotation, biological process: regulation of transcription by RNA polymerase II. The record is from RefSeq and is a predicted model, not a curated record. Gene Ontology annotation, molecular function: RNA polymerase II cis-regulatory region sequence-specific DNA binding; DNA-binding transcription factor activity, RNA polymerase II-specific. The coding region runs from base 74 to 1825 and encodes 583 amino acids. The transcript is spliced from 5 exons. NCBI's taxonomy places the organism in Eukaryota, Metazoa, Chordata, Actinopteri, Cypriniformes, Catostomidae.